This is a messenger RNA of Aspergillus clavatus NRRL 1, 3528 nucleotides long. RefSeq lists its product as uncharacterized. Bases 1 to 3528 code for a protein of 1175 amino acids. Lineage: Eukaryota; Fungi; Ascomycota; Eurotiomycetes; Eurotiales; Aspergillaceae. Gene Ontology annotation, cellular component: cytoplasm. The record is from RefSeq and is a predicted model, not a curated record. Gene Ontology annotation, biological process: chromatin remodeling. The transcript is spliced from 2 exons.
AUGGAGAAUGUGCGGCAGGAGUCCUUCCGGAAGCUUCGUGCUCCAUGUGUUGAGCUAAGCUCAGUAGGCCUUGCAUUCCGCGGGCAUCAUAAAACUGCCAGCGAUGUACUUCAAGCCCUCAACCCAGUUCACAGCAUCCUGACCCAACUUGCCGAUGAAGACGCUCUGGACGGGAAACUGGCCGAAUAUGCGUUCUUUCCUCUCUCCCAUAUAUUCAACGAGACACAAAGACUUUCCGCAAGGUCUCUGGAGCUGGCAGUGGAUUGCCUGCGGAUCUUGAUCGCGAAAGGAUGGCGGCAGAAUCUAUCACCGCAAUUGGGCAAGCAGCUCAUAAUAUUGCUGACCCUCAUUGCGGGCGGUACACCAAGCAAAACCAGCGGAAGCCAAACAGCGCAGUCACGGCCUGUGGAGUUAGGUAUUGCCUGCUUCAAGUGCUUCGCAGCCAUAUUUAGCGUAUUAGAAGGGCCUGUCGCUGAGCAAACGGUCUACCAUGAGAUCGGAACCGCCACCAUUGUUGAUCAAGCGGUUUAUAUCCUACUUGAAGGUGUUGAAGAUGGUCGAUCAGAUGAACUUUGUGUGGCUGCCGCAGAGGCGCUCCGGGCCCUCUUUGGACGUAUUACUGAUCGAGUAGUGCUCGCCAGCAUCAUGCCACGAACGGUUUCGGCACUGACCAAGGUUCUGAAACCGACGACACAAACACGGCGCUCAUAUAAGCUUCUUACAUUAUGUUUACAAAUUCUGACCAACAUGCUCAAACUGGUGCUAAACGAUCAAGUCGCGAGUGCAGUGUCGGAUGAAUCAAACAAGUCUCAGAAAGCAGAUGAUAGACUGGUACUUGAUGACGCUUGGCUGAAAGCGACAACUACCCAAGUCAGACUUGCUCUCGCCAAUGUCAUCCAAAUCAGGCGUCAUAAUCGGCCUGAAGUGCAGUCUGCACUCCUAUGCUUAUGCACGAUGGUUAUAGAAGACUGCGCUAACACGCUCAGCGAGUCAAUUUCACUCAUGGUGGAGACAGUCGUCGUCCUGGCAAACUCGGAGCAAGAGGAGAUGUCGAACGCUGCGUCUACCACACUACACCAUCUGGCUACCACAUAUCCCGCGGUACUAGAUAUCCUUAAGGACUCUCUCCAGACAUGGAUCACUACAUUCCCAAGGACUAUGCAGGGUAAUGAUGAAACAGCAAAGCAAAGGGGGAUCAAGCAAAUAUCAACAGCGUUCCAGGUACUGUCACGGGUCCAGUUUAGAUCCGACAUUCUCACCACAGGGCUAGCAUCAGGCUUAUGUGAUAGUGUUGCCGUUGCUGUCAACCUUACAUCCAAGAAUCCUCAGCCAGUAAAAGACGCGGUCAACAAUCUAAGUCUAGAGGUGCUACACAAAGGACACCAGUCAUUAUCCUUUCCCUCUGUGCUGCUGGAGCAUAGAAGCCAGCAACAGACUCUUCAGGAUCUCCACUCAAUGAUCGUCAGACUUAACGAGUCGGAAUCUGGCAACCAAAUUACCCAGUCUAUCGUCAACCGAAUUCACCAUGCCUCUGGGGACGCAAUGAUUGCACCAUUCUGGCUCGCCCUGAAUUUCUUAAAGAAUAGAUCAAUGACAGCAACUACUUUCGAUGACUUUAUUUCUUCGGAUCACAUCGAAGUAUCGACUGGAAAUAUCACUAGCAAAGGCAUGAUUGAGGAGUUGUAUUAUCUUUCCCUACCACUUCUCGAUGAACCAUUAGCAGAAACGCCCCGAGAUUGGCGUGUUUCUGCUCUUGCAUUGGAAACAGUCGCGCUCCAAGCACAGCAGCUUGGGGAGGCAUUCCGUCCUGAGCUUAUGGAUGCACUCUACCCUGUCCUCCAGCUUCUCGCCUCAAACAAUUCGAAUCUUCAAAGACAUGCAAUCGUGUGUCUCGAUAUCCUCACCACGUCCUGCGGCUACGAAAAUACUAGCACCAUGAUCAUAGAAAACGUCGACUAUCUUGUGAAUUCGGUGGGUUUGAAAUUGAACACGUUCGAUGUGUCUCCUUAUCCCCCACAAGUCCUCUUUAUGAUGGUAAAAUUGUGCGGUGCCCAGUUAAUACCAUAUUUGGAUGAUCUGGUUGACUCGAUGUUCGGAAUUCUGGAUUUGUACCAUGGCUACCCCAGGCUGGUUGAAACAAUGUUCAAGACUUUGGCUGCCGUUGUCGAGGAAGGGACGAGAAAUCCAGCGCUUCUAGCUAUCACUGGUGGCAAAGAGGGCAAGGCUGUCGAUCAUCGCAAGCGCCAUUAUCAGAGACUGCUUGUCUCUACGCUUUCAGAGGAUCUAGCUGACCGUAAGAGAAAGCGUGCCCAGUACAUGGAUGAAGAUGCAGAAAGGGAUGAAAAGAUGGCACAUCCCAAAAAGCCAUGGAGAACGGAGGCUGAAAAGGCCGACCAAAUGGAUAUCGACAACUUAUCCGAUCUCCUGAAUGGCGAGGAAUCGGACGAACCUCUUCCCCCCCCUCGUGAACCCGAAGAUGAAGAGAAGCCCCUCAGCAAAUCGCACACGAUUCUUCUGCAUAUCGUGAAGUCGAUACCAGCACAUCUGACCUCUCCCUCGCCUUACCUGCGUCGGUCUUUACUCUCUAUUCUCGUUCAGGUCUUCCCCUCGCUGGCCCAGAAUGAGAACAGUUUCCUACCCCUCAUCAAUGAUCUCUGGCCUGCCGUUGCUUCAAGAAUCGCCUUCCCUUCGUCAGUUCUCGGUGGACCGCCCUCUAGCACCCUUACAGAUGACUGGUCAGGGUCGUCAACGAAUGCUCUCGAGAGGACCAAUAAGCGCGAGCUCGGCAACUUCGAUGCCCAAGAAGAACUCUUCGUAACCACGGCCGCCUGCGAAGCCGUGGAAAUCAUGUGCAAGACAGCCGGCGACUUCAUGGCCUCGAGAGUCGAGACCGAAUUCCCCCGCUGGGAACGGCUCUACCGCCGCGUAUGGGACAAAGUCCGUCAAGACGCAGAAAAGGCAAUCGAGCGACGAGCACAACAUCAACCCACCAACACAGCAGCGGUCUCCCCGGCGCAACCAGAUCCCAGCCUCACCAUCCAAUCCACCUCCUUAUCCCUCACCAUCUCCUCCGGCCCCUCCGGCUCCCGCGCUUUCACACCCUAUCAUACCCUCUGGCGCUCCCUCCUUACCCUCUUCAUCACCCUCCUCACACACGUCCGCCUCCCCCUAUCCACCGGCGACCAGAUCUGCACCUUCCUCGGCGACUGGAUAGCCCGCUACGUCGGACCAACCUACUACUCCCGCUUCCAUCUGCAGAAACACGCGGGAACACCAGACGCGCGGGGCGCAGACCUCCAGCCCGUCGAACACGCCAUCCAAGCCAUGGAAACCUGGAACGCAGACCUGACCUGGUUCAUCUUCGAGCGGCAGAAAACUCGGGCUCAGAUGGCUGUGCCGCUGGCGUCGGCGUCGGCGGGGAGUAAGGCAGCUCGUCCGGUGGCGUUGAUCAGUGAGGUUCCGGAGAAUCCGUUGCAGUCGUGGUCUAAGUUGGCAGAUCGGCUACGGUUUGCGGAAGUGGUUUUUUGA